AUGCAGGAUUUCUCAACCGUGUCGUUCACGCGCAUCAGGCAAACUCAAGCGAUCCAGCAAGCAGCUUCCAAGCUCAUCGUUUCAGGAUGCCAAAACGAGACCGUUGCUGGAAUCGUACGUGGUGAGUAUGUGGCAGCGUCCGAAAAUCACGGACGUCCGGUCUUCCGCCGCACCGAACAGUCCAACAACAUGGACGUUCUGAUCUACUUCUGGGACGACAGAGACGGCGCUAGCUUCUCUGGAUGGUGGUUCGGUCCUGCAGUUGGAGGGGACCAAGUUUGGGCUUACAGCCCUGACAAAUCCAUGGUGCCACCAUCUUCGCAAUGGAGGGUUCCGUACGAUGGUCCUGUUGAUGCAAGCUUCAGUGUACAAGUUGUUGGUUCGCAGGAGCAGCAAGCCUACCAGCAGAUGGCCCAGCAAAAUCAGCAGUACCAGCAAGCGCAGCAAGGCUAUACGCAGGGCUGCGGGUCCUGCGGCCCCUGUGGGCAGGCUGGCUUCCAACAGAACAUGGGUCAUCAGGAAUGGCAAGAAGCACAGCGCCGACAACAGGAGGAGCAGAAUGCCAUCCAGAUGGUGCGACAGGCCAUUCAUAGAGUUCGCACAACACCUCCAGAAGCAUUGGAUCAAGCCUGUGCAGAAAUGCAAGACGUCUUCAACAAAAUCGGCAGUGAGUGUGGAAAUAUGUGGCAACGGUUGCAGCAGGAAGUCUACCAGGCCACGCAGAUGGCCGCCGAGCGCAAGGAGACAUAUCGGCAGCAACGGGAAGAAGAGGAGAAGCGCAUGAAAGAGCGCGAAGCCGUCACUGCCCAACUUCUGCAGGAGUUGUCCCAGCUGGUCGUCGCAGCUGAGGGCAGCGUCUCCGAGCUCAAGGAGAAGGUGCAGCCGAUCAUGGACACCAGCCUGGACCUGUCGGAGCUCGACAAGUCCAGUGCCGGUUUUGACGAGGUCAAGGGAAAAGCCAAAGCGAGCUGCCGAGCUUGCUCUGAUUUCCUCCUCAGCAAGAGGUUUGCUAUGGAAGAGGCCAGAUCUGUGGUAGCGGAGACUCGGGAACAGCUUGUGCAGUUGCAACGAAAGAUCCACGGUGCCUUCGUGAACAUGGCCACAUGCGUGAACGGCCUCGAGGCCAAGAUCGACGGCGCGCAUCGAAAGGAAAAGGCAUUGAAACACAUGGAGAAGAGGGAGGAGUUGUUUCGGAAGUAUGAUGUGGACAAUGAUGGCAUGCUGAAUGCACAGGAGAUCGCUGCCUAUGCGCAAGGGGAAUAUUCCUUUCAAGUUCCGCAAAGCGUCAUCGACAGGCUCGUCGGCAGUGGAGAUGACAGAAGAGGUGUUGACAAGCAGAACCUUGCCCGAGUCCGACAAGCAGUCGGAGUGGCAAGGGAAGAGGCAGCUGUCAAGAGGAGGCGAGUGGAGGCCGAGAAGCGUCGAAGAGAACUGGAAGCGGAAAAGGAGGCACUUGAGGCCAAGCUCGAGGCGGCCUCCAAGUACGUGGAGGAGUCCGUAGGUGUUGUCGAGGAGGUGGAGCUCGCAGCCAAGGAGCUGACAGAUGAAAGUGGAGUGUCAAAGCCCGGCCCAGAGAAGGCAGAGACGCUGCUUGAGACGGCGAAGGGCAAGCUCGCUGCAAUCAAAGAGCACCUGGGCAGUCUUGAGUCUGGCUGUUCCGAGGAGCUGAAAAGCACCCUCCAGGUGGGUCUGGGACCCUGCCAAGUGAAGGUGAAAGACUUCCAGGAACGACUGUCUAGGCUGAGCCACACCGUGGCGCAGUACAAGCUGAGCGUUGAGGCCACGAAGGAAGAGACCACAAGCAAAACACAGGAAGGCGGCGAAGGCGGUGCCAGCGAAGGCACCGACACCCAGAAUGGAGGUGCCACAGCCGCUCCCACCACAACGCCUCCCGCAGCUCCCGCAGCAGAUCCCCCCGCAGCGGCACCCCCCGCACCGCCUGAGAUGGCAUCCGUCCAGCAGCCUGCUGCAGCGGCGCAUGAAGUGCAGAAGGAGGAUUCCCCGAUGCAAAUAGACGAGCCUGCACAAGCAGGCAAGCCUCAAGAAACUGGCGCUGCCCCCGAAGGUGACAAGAGCGGGGCCUGA
Symbiodinium sp. CCMP2456 is the source of this 2085-nucleotide messenger RNA. The record is from the annotation of a GenBank genome assembly. NCBI's taxonomy places the organism in Eukaryota, Dinophyceae, Suessiales, Symbiodiniaceae.